UUUAAUGUAUUUAUAAAUGAAUUUUUGAACUGACUAAAACUUAAAUAUAUUAUUACUUAAUUGUUUAUAGGCAAUGGAAAGUUUUAAUUGACUUCUGCACACCGGGCGUUACCAUCUUUAACGUCUGUCAUGUUAAGAGUAAGGAAUACCCGGCGAUUGUAUGCUGUCGUUAUCAUAUUUAGCCUGUUUGUUUUGCUGCUUUACUGGGAACAAAUAGAAUUCAAACUGAAAAGGUAUAUGCAUCCAUGGGAAAUUUCUGUGGACGGAGACCUAACCACCUGCGAGUAUAUGACGAAGCUUCUCGUUAAAGCACCCACGUACCGAACUGAUGAGUUAGAAUGGAAAACACCGGAAUUCCUUGAGUUACUAACUGGAUUACGUAACCCUAGUAGGGUAGAAGUUAGAAACAAACUGUGUUCGUUUUACCGACACGGUAGCCCUAAUUAUCACAAGUACCCCACCUCGCUAAAGCUUGUACAAAAUGGAAAUACUCUUUUUAGCGCGGAGCACUCUUUCUAUCUUAUUGAAGAGCGAGAUUAUAAAGUGAACGAUAUUAUAAAAGUUCGUAUCGAAGCACGUGAUAACUUUGGGACCAGCGCCGCAAAAGGGGGAGGCGAUUUUUUUAAAGUAAAAGCGUAUCACCCGCAAACUAGGUCAAGCAUAAGUGCGAGUCAAACUAUAAGUUACGGAAAUGGUUCAUACGAUGCUGAGAUUUUAGCGUUCCGAAGUGGGCCACUUACAGUUCAAGUUAUGUUGGGGAACUCCGGUCAUUUUAUAGAUGCAGUGAAGCAUUUAACGUCCGAGCCACACACGCAUGCCAUGGAUUUUUACGCCACGUUUGUAAAUGAAGCCACGAGCGAUAAAACCCAGUGCCGGAUUCAGGCUGACGCAUUUAUUUCCGGUGUCGUAUGCAAUCUAACCAACCGAAACGGGGAAACCUGGUUUUGCGUCAAACCCAAACCAGGUCUUGGAUGCUCUGACCUAACGGACAUGUAUACGGUGCGGAGAAAAAAUGCUUUGGAUCUUUUUAAGAUGUUCCCGCCAGAAGACAGGUCGACCACAAAGAGGGCAUAUCUUUCAGGAAACGUUGGAAAUAUAUUUGUCUCCCCGGACGGCGAUCAAACAAGCAUAGAUCGAAGCAAUUUGCCGAAUUGUAGACAAGGGAUUCAGCAAGCGUCACCCUUCGGUUUUUGGAUGAACAACGAAUGGCUGUCUACUAGCUGUAACAACAAGCAUUUUUCUAGACAACCAAAGUUGGCGGCAAAAUGUAUCACUAACCGGAUUUUUUACUUUUUGGGCGAUUCUACAAUUCGCCAGUGGUUUGAAUACUUCCUGCGAAAAUCACACGAACAGAACUACUGGACAGAAAAAUCUAGUAGUUUUAUACAAGCUUACGAGCAGGGCUCGUUUCGUGAUGUUUGGGACUCAAGAAGUAGCAGAAUCGAACGCACGAAUACUACGUUUUAUUACAGAGUGCAUGGACCGCCUAUGCAGAACGGUGCGGCCGCUAGUUCAAUGCGAUAUAUUUCAAAUGAAUUGGACCAAAUGUUAAAACGAUCGGACGGCGGACGGUCUUUGACUGUUGUCGUUGGGAUAGGACCUCAUUUUUUACAAUAUAACCCAUUAGUGUUCAGAAAACGGUUAACUAUUAUAAUAACAGCAGCCGAGAAAAUGCUGGCAAGGAAUCCUGAAGCCACUGUGAUUGUAAAAGGACUCGGAACUUUUGACCGAGGCCUCGGAAUCGGCGAAUGUUGCUUGACUGACUGGUUAAGUUACCGGUUGAACAAAAUUACUCAACAAGUAUUGCAAAACAGCAAAGUGAUUUAUAUGGACGUGUGGCAUAUGACGUUGAGUCACCACAGUCCUGAUUUAAUUCACCCGGUAGAUGAAGUCAUUUCUAAUCAAGUUGAUCUGGCAUUAUCGUAUUCAUGCAGAGGAUAAACAAAUAUUUAAAUGCGAAUAAAAGAAAAAAAGAAAUAAUUAAAAGCAAUAAUUGACCUAUGCAGUAGUUUUUGCUACACAUG
Messenger RNA from Ciona intestinalis (vase tunicate), 2024 nucleotides. Its product is annotated as NXPE family member 3-like. The record is from RefSeq and is a predicted model, not a curated record. Lineage: Eukaryota; Metazoa; Chordata; Ascidiacea; Phlebobranchia; Cionidae.